GGCUGCGCGACUUAUGCCUGGUUUCGUGGUGAGGGUUUUUUUUGAUGGGACGGUGCACGAAGAUUUUUUGUUUUGCCGUCCCCUGACUACCCGUACCAGAGGAGAGGACAUCUUCAACCUGGUUAACAACUUCAUGACCACUCACGACAUUGAUUGGGAAAAGUGCGUGGGGAUAUGCACUGAUGGGGCGAAAGCGAUGACGGGCCACUACACCGGUCUUGUGGCCCAUAUCAAAAAGGUGUGCCCAUCCGUCCAGUGGCUACACUGCAGUGUCCAUCGCGAGGCCCUAGCAGCCAAGAACAUGCCAGCCGAUCUGCUGUCUGUGCUAAAUGACGCCGUGAAGCUGGUGAAUUUCAUCAAGGCUCGCCCGCUGAAUUUGAGGCUCUUCACGUUUCUGUGCAAUGAGAUUGGCAGCGAGCACAAGGCAUUGCUGCUGCACACAGAAGUGCGCUGGUUGUCCCGUGGCAAAGUGCUCACAAGGCUCUUCGAGCUCCGACACGAGCUGCAGGUGUUUUUCGAGAGCAACCCCUUUGUUUUGUCUUCUAAGCUGCACAAUGAAGACUUUCUGACGAAGCUCGCCUACCUGGCUGACAUUUUUUCCACUCUAAAUGAACUGAAUCUUGGCCUCCAGGGAGUCAGUGUGACAGUAUUUAACACUCAAGAGAAAGUCGAGGCAAUGAUCAAGAAGCUGCGGUUCUGGGCUACCUGUGUGAGUGGGAACACACUCCUGUGUUUCCCUACACUUCACGACUUCUUGGGGGAAAACGAAGUGGUUCUGGGCGAAGAAACGAAACGCAUCGUAAUUGAACACCUCAACCACCUCGCGGAGGAGCUACGAAAGUACUUCCCACCCAUGGAUACUCAACCCUGGAUUCGUAAUCCAUUUGACGUUUCCAUCCCUGUCCCGCACCUGAAGUUUCACCAACAGGAACAGCUCAUUGAACUGUCAAGUGAUGGAGCGCUACAGCAGCUGUUAAAACGAAAGCCGCUGGUGGACUUCUGGGCUGCGUUAUUGCGCUCCUACGAAGACCUGGCGAAACUGGCGCUGAAGAGUUUGAUGCCCUUUGCGACGACUUAUCUUUGCGAGACCGGAUUCUCUGCUUUGACAGCUGUCAAAACUAAAUAUAGGCAAAGACUGGGGGAUGUGGAGAAAGAUUUGAGGCUCAAGUUGUCCUCGGAUUACUCCGAAGAGUAA
This is a messenger RNA of Engraulis encrasicolus (European anchovy), 1195 nucleotides long. Its product is annotated as zinc finger BED domain-containing protein 5-like. Lineage: Eukaryota; Metazoa; Chordata; Actinopteri; Clupeiformes; Engraulidae. The record is from RefSeq and is a predicted model, not a curated record.